Messenger RNA from Paramecium sonneborni, 981 nucleotides. Lineage: Eukaryota; Ciliophora; Oligohymenophorea; Peniculida; Parameciidae. The record is from the annotation of a GenBank genome assembly.
AUGAGCUAAUAAUAACUAUAACCUAUUAACCAUCACUAAUAACCUGUAUCAAUAUCACCUGAUUAUGCAUUCACAUCACCACCUUAAACUAAAUGUGUCUAUCAUCCUUAAUUUAUCACCCAUUUCUGUAAAAAAACAUCUUGUUUACUACCUCUUUGUUAAAUGUGUUUAUAAACUCAUCCUACUCAACAUGCCAAAUCUAGUAUCAUAUAAUUAUAUAUUCUUAUCUAGUUGAAACUAUUCAAAGUACUCUUACUCAAGUUUAUCGUGGUUAUGCAAAAAGAGCAAAUGAAAUUGCUAUUCAUUAAAGACAAGAUAUUCUAUAAUUACGUCAAGAUCUUCAUUCAUUUAUUGAUUCUAUUUUCUAAGAUCUUCUUAAAAAAGCUGAUUAAAAUUAUUAAUAAGAUCUAAUAGUUGAAUGGAGAAAUCUUAUUUCCAAAUUAGAAAAACUUAAAGAUUCUUAAACAUGCAUGAAAGAAGCUAUCCUCUAUUUUGUUGAACCUGAUCAAGGAUAUCAUGAACCAUUAUUAACCUAUUAAAAUAAUCCAAUAAAAAUAGAUUAAUUCUAAUUAUAAUAAGCUAAGUUUCAUUUGAAUAGAUUAUUUACUAUAAAUUUUAAUAAUGCAGAACCAAAUAAUUAUACAGAGAAUGAAUGGUAAGAGAAUGCUAUAAGAAGAGUGUCUAGCAUAGUUGAUGAAUCAGAAGUAUAUUAAAUAUAUAAUUAUACUGAUAAUGGUAAUAAUGUUGAUAAUAAUAAUAAACAUGAUCAAAGUCCAAUUAGAUUAGUUACACCGAUAGAUUAAUAAUAUUCAAUAUAAAGUCCAAUAGGUUAAUAGUAUAUUCAACCCGUUGUUAGAACUCCAUACACAGUACCAUCUAUUUAUACAGUUUCGACUGUUAGACCGUUCAAAUAAGUAAUGAGAGUUCCUCUAUCAAAUAGAGUCGAGAAUUUACCUAAGCUUUUCCAUAUGUAUAAUGAGG